Molecule: messenger RNA, 669 nt
Organism: Rotaria sp. Silwood1
Lineage: Eukaryota; Metazoa; Rotifera; Eurotatoria; Philodinida; Philodinidae
Source: the annotation of a GenBank genome assembly
AUGGAACAUCAAGGAGUUAAAUUAUUAGAAGAUUCUAUUCAACAUACUACAAGUUCCUGUAUUCUUGCUAAAUUUGCGCUAGCUCAACUUAUAGAUGAUAUUGAUUUUCGAAUAUUAACUUAUCUUGAACAACAACAAUUAAAACAACAGUACCGUGAUAUACGUGUUCGUCAAGCAAUUGCUUCGACUUUUGCUAAUGAUUUUCAAGCUGCUGUACUCGAUUUACUUGUUCAAUUACUUUUAAUUCGUCAUUUUAUUUAUUGUAUUGCUGAAUUUCUUGUUAUGUUAUCACAUGAUACACUUCAUUCAAAACAAGUUAUUAAAGUACCAGAUUUAAUAAAACAUUAUGAUUCAUUAUUAGCAAGUGGGCAUGAACCUGAAACACAUGCUUUGGCAGCAUUAGAACCAGUUUUAUAUGAUUUUUUUUCUUGAUCAAUCACUUUUGGAUAUUUAUUCCACACAAUUAACACUAUAUUUGAUGUUGUGUCAUCAGUUGCAUUACGAUCAAUUGAUCCAUUUGUUAUUGCUUUUCGAGCACUAAAAAAAACAUCAUUUCUUAGUUGUGAAACAGAUCAAAUAAUAUCAUGUUGUACAUUAUCGAAAACACUAUUAUCAAUAUUUGAAUAUCUUUAUCAACGACAUGGUUUAACUAUAUCAAAUAUAUUAUAA